Gastrolobium bilobum is the source of this 3550-nucleotide messenger RNA. Its product is annotated as pentatricopeptide repeat-containing protein At5g24830. Gene Ontology annotation, molecular function: protein binding. The record is from RefSeq and is a predicted model, not a curated record. Bases 120 to 1874 code for a protein of 584 amino acids. The transcript is spliced from 8 exons. Lineage: Eukaryota; Viridiplantae; Streptophyta; Magnoliopsida; Fabales; Fabaceae.
UCAAAGCGCUUCGCGCAGCACUCAGUGAGACAGAGAGAACAAUUUCUCUCUCUCUAAAACCUCUGUUUUCGUUUUUCUCCCACGCCGCCAAUGGCUUCAUUUUAUAUCUGAGUAGAACAAUGAGUGCAAUUCCAUUUUUUUAUAGUCCCAGUUUAUAUGACAUUGCUUUCCUAAGAUUUAUGAAUCGCGCCAUUCAGUUAAUCAAACAAGAUGUUGAUACCGUUUUCUGCUCCCAACACAACAAUGUCACACGUGCAAGGAUUUGUUGUGAAGAGGAUACGGCGUUAUCAGCUAUUGGGAAAAAGUGCAAUGUAAGUUGUGCUCGAGAUUGUUCUUCAAACGACAAGAGUUUUGGUGAUGAGAAGGGUCCGCAUGCUGUUUUCAAUGCGUUGGAUACUAUGCUAAAGGACAGUUUAGAGCGUCUCAAGACGAUGAGGGAAAACAUAUCUUUAGUAAAGAUUGAUCUUCAAGGAUAUGCGUGUGAAUAUAACUACACUGAACUUGCAGCCACUAUUAGAUGUUUGUGCUUGGAAGGUAAGUUGGGAUCAGCUCUAUGGCUUCGGAGAAAAAUGAUGCAGAAAGGUAUUUUUCCUGAAGUGUUUACUUACAACCAUAUUGUAAAUGGGCUGUGCAAAAUUGGUCUUCUGGAGAAGGCAGAUUGGCUUGUUAGAGAGAUGUUAGAAUUUGGUCCUCAUCCCAACUGUGCCACUUACAAUACUUUAAUUAAGGGCUAUUGUGCUGUUAAUAAUGUAAAUAAAGCUUUGUAUCUGUUCUCCACCAUGGCCAAUACUGGUAUUCAGCCAAACAGGGUUACUUGUAACAUACUGGUACAUGCAUUGUGUCAGAAAGGUCUUCUAAAGGAAGCUAAAGAGUUGCUUGAAGAGAUAUUAAAUGAUGAAGAUGACAAAGAUAUACCUGAGUUAGUUACCUCCACCAUUUUUAUGGAUAAUUACUUUAAGAACGGAGCAAUAUAUCAGGCUCUCAGCCUUUGGAAUGAGAUGCUUCAAAAGUGUACAAAAGUAGAUGUUGUUGCUUAUAAUGUUCUUAUCAAUGGAUUUUGCAAGAGUCAACAAAUGAAUCUUGCAUAUGGAUAUGCAUGUGAGAUGCUUAAGAAAGGUUUACUUCCUGAUUCUUUUACUUAUAAUAUUCUUAUUGGUUCUCUUUGCAAAGAAGGCAAAACCAGUGAAGCUUGCUAUAUUCUUGGAGUUAUGUCUAAAAUGGGAAUUAUGCCUGAUCAAAUUUCAUAUAAGAUUAUAAUUCAAGGCCUUUGUUUUGAUGGAGAUAUUGAUAGAGCAGAAGACUUGCUGCGGUGUAUGUUGAACAAUUUAAUGGUGCCCAAGCCUUUAAUAUGGAACCUGAUCAUUGACUUUUACGGAAGGUGCGGUGAUCUUAGUAAUGCAUUUUUUACCCGAGAUCAGAUGCUGGCUUUCGGUGUUCGCCCCAAUGUAUUUACUUAUAAUGCUUUAAUUCUUGCGCAAGGGAAGAGUGGAAAUAUCUAUGAUGCUUGCUCUCUGAAGGAAGAGAUGCUUUUAAAAGGUGUCUGUCCUGAUGGGGUUACUUAUAAUUUGUUGAUAGGUGCUGCUUGUAAUUUAGGAUCUAUUGAUUUUGCGCUUCGAUUACAUGAUGAGAUGCUGCAAAGGGGGUAUGAACCAGAUUUAAUAACUUAUACUGAAUUUCUUAGAGGGUUCUGUAUUAGAGGUUACAUGAAAGAAGCAGAAGAGCUUUAUGCUAAAAUACUGAAAUCUGGUUUAUUGACUGAUCAUGUUCCAGUUCAGAUUCUUUUUAAUAUGUACUGCAAACGGGAGGAACCAGUCAUCGCAUUUAACUUUUAUCAAGACUGGUUGGCAAGUAAACGUGAUAGUCAUCCUUCCUAAAUCCGACAUCAUGCUUAUGGCUUUAGACAUCAUAGAGUUGCAUGUUCUUGAAAAGAAAGCCUUGCUUGAAAGGCACUCCUUAUUUUUCUGAUAUUCUGACUUUCAUUAAAAUGCUGGUGGUUCUCAGGUUGUGGCUCGUAUGAGUAACACUCCAGUGACAUGUUGGGUCUUUUUAUGGGUUGCAGAAUGCUUCCCAACUCCAGAAGAUGUUAUCAGCUGAUAAAAGUAGAAGUGUCAAACCAGUUCUGCUCAUUAUGCUCAGAAUUUGUUUUAUUGGAAGGACAGAGGGAAAAUACAACUUGAGGGAUGAUUAGAUGUCAUCCCAAACAGAAACGGCCAGAUACAACAAGAAUCAUGAGAAGAUCAAAUGCAGUCAGGCUGUCAGUCUCUGCAUAUCAGAGAGGAACAGUUGGAAGAAGUGCUGCGUCUCUAUGUGGAGGUUAUCAUAAGAAAUGUCAGUAAAUUAUCAUGUACUAUUGCAAGGCUACCUGCACAAAUUGGGCCGAGUGUGCCUAACAAAAAAUCUGGGGAAUUGUGGGCACUGCCCUUUGGUUCAUGACGUUGAAUGGCUCAAAUGAAAAGUUAGGUGGUCGUGCUAAAAAUUUUAUUGAUGGCACGUGUUUGUAAAGUUUGGUGAUGCGUCUGGUUUAGCCUGCAUAUUUGCUAGUGAUUUUUCUAACUUAAUCAAUAUAUAGGAUGCGAGUAUUUAAAUGCAGCUUUAUUUUUAUUUUGUAUGAGAAUUUACAAGAAUUUAUUUGCAGCCUGAAGGUAUAAGUUACCAAGGAAAUCAUGGCAGGUCUAAUAUUUUCAGGUGGCUGACCACAAUACUUCAUCUUCCUUGUAAUUGGGAGAAUGAUUAUAUAUUGCUGAAAAUGCUGUGAAGUAUUGACGCUUGAGCAAGACGGCAAGUCAGAGCUCCGUGACUUCAAUGGAGAAGGAAACUGAAGGCACUAAUCCACAUAGAGAAGGUAGCACUAUGAACGCAAGUCUGAUUGAUCUGUUAGAUCCAGGAAGUCCCUAUUAUCUUCAUCCAAGUGAAAAUCCAUCACUUGUUCUUGUGUCAAAUCUGAUGAACGGAAAGAAUUACCAUGGUUGGGCCAGGGCAAUGACAAUGGCUCUAAUUUCAAAGAAUAAAGUAUCGUUUGUAAAUGGUACAAUUUUGGCUCCGGAUACAACAGAUCCGCGUUUUGCUAUUUGGGAGAGGUGUAAUACAAUGGUCCUCUCGUGGCUGCAUCGUUCUAUUACCAAUUCAAUAUCUCAAUCCAUUUUAUGGAUGGAUAAGGCUUAUGAUGUCUGGAAAGACCUUAGGGAGAGGUUCUCCCAAUCUGAUAUUUUUAGGAUAUCAGACCUACAGGAUGACAUUUAUCGUUUACAUCAAGCAGAUAGCUCCACAUCCGAUUAUUUUACUCGACUCAAAAUUCUCUGGGAUGAAUUGGAAGCAUUGCAACCGACUCCUACUUGCAAGUGUAUUCAUCCAUGUUGCACAAUUGCAAAGGAUGUUAAGAACAUCAAGGAAAGAGAUUACUCAAUCCGAUUCCUAAAGGGACUCAGUGAUCAGUUUUCUCAUGUGAGGUCCCAAAUCAUGUUAAUGGAUCCACUUCCCUCUGUCAACUGAGUAUUUUCCCUUGUCGCACAACAAGAAAGCCAGUUGCAGAUUGAAGGUAAUAUUUCAAGUC